UAUCGUGAGACCUGUCUUCCGCGAGCAAGCGCCUUACGUUGUCCUUCGAAGCGCUCCUCGACGGAGCAAAUUCAUGCGGGGAUUUAUACCAAUAGGGCCGACUCGGAAGAAAGAUCGGACACCCAUGUUUUUACGCUGCACUUGCGAUAACGUAACAACCCGGUAGGCUGCUUAUCUCAACUGUUUUAUUACAGGUUACCGUGUUCGUCUACAGUCCCCAGAAACGCGAUGCGUUCCUCUCAUCGUGCUCGUCUCAAGACGACCAUCACAAGCACGUGCGCGCUCUAAUGUGGUGACAAUGUGACGCCGCUCAAUUCUCGCUUAUGCUCUGCUCGUUUGUAUUGUGUGUUGAAACUGAGCUGCCAACAACAUUUGAUGGCUCCGUGCAUUAGCCGGCGCCUCAAGGAUUCCUGUGUGAUGGACGCCAGUGACACGCCGACGUCUGUUUUUUGCAUGCUCGGCAGUUCGUCCGGUUAGAACUGACAGCAUGCCUGGUAACAAUAUAAUGGCUGGAAGCGUUGAAACGGUCCUCACGGACUUCACGCACGGUGUUGCGCCAGAAUUGCGUUUCUGAUUUCAGCAGCGUUUUUGCACACUUGCAGCGGCAAGAAGCAACUCAGAAAAGGCUGGUCAAUCUAUGUAGGGCACGCUCCGGGACCAUCGCGACGCCACCAGCUCCGGGAGGGGGGGGGUGGGAGGGAAAUUCCCCUUCCCACGAAGAGCACGGGUUUUUUCCGGGUCGCGGUCGCAGAUGCAAGCUGAGCAGAUGCGUUCCCUGCGCCUGGCGAAACAGGAAUCACGCAAAGAGGUCGACGAGAAGGCGAGCACUGCCGUCAGCAGACACCGGUCGCGUCCAGGGACACUCGAAGGCAGUCUGCUAGACAGUCCUUCCGAUAACAGCAGAGACCUCUCGACUUAGCUCAACUUGCGAGACUGACUGGGGAAAUUCUCGGUGUCCCCAGUCAGUCUCGUCCCGACAGUCGAAACUGAAGCGACUCACACGGGUUUUCGAGAAAGACCGCUUACCAAUCAGCAGACGCCGAUAUUGCGUGCGCUGCGAGCGAGCGGUGGUCACAAUUCCGCGAUAACGCGAGAGACGCCAGUCGACACGGAGACGAAGAAUUAAGAUCAGCUCUGCAAAAGUGGGAAUAUGAAAGGGCAGUUUACGAGGAGAUAGCAUGGAGCUUCGUGUUCUUGACGCAGGUCCUUUUCAAAGGGAAAUUCUGGACCACGGCGGCCUCCAUCAGCACACAAGCCUGAUGAAAGCGUAGUGCGCUAGAUCGGGGGGGGGCACGGACCGUUUGGCCACAAGAUGCCCUUUGUUCUUCUGGAAAACUUCGUGGAAAUGCGUUUAUCGACCACCUAGAAGGAAAGAGGCAGCACUUGGGCCUCCACAAGAACAAUCGCACUCGGUUCGGCCAUAGGUCUCCCCAAUGCUUCCCCCUCUGUGUACGAGAGGCAGUGGCCGCUUCUCGUGCCUUGGUGGGACAAAGUGAUCACCUUGCUCUGCAUCUAUCCUUUUCUGCAGGACGAAGACCUUAAGAGGGAAAAAGUGGGUACCCAACAUACUCAGGAAGAGACCGGUGAAUCGACUCCUAUCGGAGGAGCGAAUUCGGGCAACGGGACUGGAGCCGACGUCACAACGGGUGUACGCAUUGCUUUCACAGCUGAAAUGGUGAAGAAAGUGCGCAGUUACGUACCCAGAUACCUUCCUGCAGAAUCUCCAGAUGUGUAUGCUUAUGAAUGCACGGAGACUUGUUUACGUAGACUGCUAUUUCACUGUCACAUGAGAAAGUCCGUUCAGUGCCAAUAAAGUGGAAGGCCACAAAAGAGCUUCUCCUUCCAUAGGCUACUCGCACACCUCUGUAGUCUUACCUGCGAACGUUUCCUCUGGGAGGGUAGCUGCCUACGAUCAGCAGAGGCGGAGGUGGAGCGCCAGAAGAGCAUUUAGAGACUCACCUGUACAUAGGGAGUGUAUAGCCACGGUCUAGAUCCACAUUGCACUGCAUUUGUAGCAUAUUUUACUCUUACGCCGUAAACCUGAAACUCCAUCAAUCGUAAUUUAAACCGAUAGAUGAGGCAAGGCGCAUUUUUGAUACAGGUGUACUUCAUACGAGGUCAACCAAACGAAGAGGCUUUGUGACGAGUUCAUCGUCUCUAGACACCACUAGUCUCCCCAAUGACAACAGUGCUUGGCUGGAAGUCGUGCAUUCGCUGUGAACAACCGUGCCUAAUAGUUACCGGGUUGAUUUUGUGUUUCCGAGUGUAAAUUCGAGCUGAAAUCAAUGAGGCAGAGACUCAUUGCAACUCGUCUCAUCUUGACGUGGCAGGAAGGGAGCGUGCAGUCAGUGUGUCGCUAAAAAAAGAAUUGUACGGGCAGACAGCCCAAACAGUUUUCUGUCAGCCCGAAUGUUCAUAAGCAUAAACAGGUACGUCAAUGAAGUCCCUCAUGAAUUGUCCCUCUUGAAGCUCACUGGCGCGUGAGUCUGUCAAAAACGGUAGCGGUAGCUGUGUCUUCAGGUAUUGUGGCGAGCCAGGUACGUGGCUGUGAACUCGAGAAAGACACACAUCAAUACCCGCACAGUCGAUGGGUUGGAGAUGGUGUCCACUGGUUGCUUGUUGAUUUUCGUUUGCUCAAGAGGCAAUCAGCUGUGGCAUAUUCCCACACUCUCCUCAUCUCGGCUUGUUCAUCCAGUUUAUUCAGUCUCUCUCGUUGAGGAGGUCCGAACAUGUUCUGCCUUUGCACCGGAGCAGAAGAAAUCGGCAGCUCUGCGCACUACCGAAACUCUAAACACGGCUGAACUCGGAACAAGGACAUCCCCUUCUCCAAAUUCCAUAUGCAUUUACACGCGUGAAUACGUGGUUCCACUGUUUAGGUGUCGACUUCUGUGUUGUGCAUUUCCACGUCGGGCAAGAGCGGAGCUUCGUUUGCUUCCAGUGGGUCCAGAUGCUCGCUCUCGCGUUGGUGCCUGGCUACUUCAGCAUGAGGAAGUGCCGCACUGUUUCGACAUCCGGAUUUUUGUGCCUUCCUGUCGAUUCGAGCGUUCUUGACCAAGACACAAAUUCUUGUGGAGCGGCACACGGAGACUAGAUUCUCGAGGGGAUCACAGAUUCUGCCAGUGUCGCCUCUUCGGGGUGGCUCUUGAAGUGCGUAGCCCUUUCAGAGUAUCGUUAAACACACCUGUUGCAAGACAUGAAGACUUUCUUUCAGACGUGAACGUGCGUACAUUCGCGUUCGAUAGUCGGAAUCGGCCUCAACAUGCCCACCCACCCGCGCCCAUUUUCUCUUUCAAAUUUCCUUCCUCCAUUCCUGUUUCAAAUUCGUUAUCUCCCUGUCAUGAGCUUUGCUCCUCCCUUCCUGGAAAAACCAUGUCUCGCUGAGAAACAGCUGUUGUUUUUUCGUCAACACCCGAGGCACAACGUCCUCGGCGUGUUGAUUUUUCAGACACCACCGUCACGCUCGAUGCUUGCGACUUUUCGCAUCUGGCGAAUCUCACCGAAUCUGUGGUGACAUUUCACCAGGUUGCCCGUCUUUCCUCUCCUCCUUUUCUUCUUACGAGAGAGCCUCGCUCAGAUUUUUUCCAUGUCUCUGGCCUCUCCUGCGACUCUGUGGUCGGUGUGUAAGUCGCUUCUACUGCGGUUCCGUGCGUGUGUCUUCUCCCCCCAACAGAGAAGAGACGCAACGUGACGAGGCCGUGUCUGUAACGUAGAAACAAAGCAGGGAAGCACUCCUUUUCCGUUUCCUGUCAAACUCUCCAGACUUCCUCUCGACUCCCUUCUCGGGACGACAGCGUCGAGGGCCGCCGGUGCGAAAUGGUGGUCUCUGUCUGAAUUUCUUUCUCCCGCCACGACUCCUCUCGGACAAAGUCCCGGAGACGAAUAUAGAACCACCCCGUCUUCCUUUUUGCGACUCUGGCUUUUACGUGCUUGCAUGCGCCGCCUUUAAAAGAAUUUCACAAGAGUUCUUGGAACAUCCUCCGUCCAUGCAGGUCAAUCGCUUGCGUCCACAGGUCUGGUGCGCUGGAAUGGUAGAUGUCUGCGGCGUUGUGUAGAAAAUUUUUGCAUCUAAACAUGAAGCUUUGCCGAGGAAAUCGGUCGAUUCAGGUCUUGUGAAGACGCGCUUGUGGGUAAAGAGAAGCUCGCGUUGGGAAUGACGUAAAAAGCUUGUGAAGAAAUUGGUGUGCACAGCGGAUGAUUCCAGCUGCCUUCUGCUGUUCUGCUGUUCCUGUCUUUAUGCUGUGGUACCAUUUGUCACCUGGGCUUGUUCACUUGUCUUUUCUUCGGUGUGAAACUCCCUCGAAAGAGGCGCCUGCUUCUGUGUCUCUGCCUUGGCCACACGAGCCGCACCGCGGUUCCUCGUCUCCCGAGACGACAGCGGUUUCUCGCGGAGACUACAAAUGUCUCAGUUUCUGUCUCUCGUCAACUGUUUUUGUCCUCCACUCAGCUACCGCGAACCAUCAGUCGGACUCUGCCUGAGGUAUUGCACUCUGUCGACUCUUUUUUCCUGGAUUGCCCGCAGAGACCCCGAAACUCGACCCCAUCGCGUCUUCUCCCUCUUUCUCUCUUUCUCUCUUCUUCUCGCGCUGUCUCCACGCCUCCUUUCUUCGGCCAGUGUUGUCCGUCUCGGUCCUCCCAUCUGAUGCUGCUGUCGCUGCUCUGGCUUCAUGCCCGUGGCCACAAUUUCGCCGUUCUCCCGCGAGCGGCGACCUGCCGGGGUGUCGCCCACCGCGUCGGGGUGCAGGAGACAGUCGAGCGCCUCAGUGGAGUCGCAUGUCUCCGCGUCGAAGGAGGCGGACAGGUCGCGAGCUUCUCUCCCUUCUUCCUGUUCGUUCUCGCUGGAACGCGACGAUGAGUCUCCGGCGUCCACGCGUCGUCGCCUGCCGCUGGGGCCGACAACGCCCGAGUCGCCAGCGUCCGUCUCUGUCUCUCUUUCGCCCACACAGGGACAGCAGAGGGCGGUGAAGGCGCGAAGGAUUUCUGCGUCUCUCCGGACAGAGGACGAGGAAAAACGCUCAAGUCGCGACAUGCCUUGGCACCUCUCCAAAAGGCACAGAGACGCGUGGGCGGCCUCUCGAAAGCAGACUCGGCGCAGAUCCAUCGACGCAGCUUCGAGAGCUUCUUCCUCUUGGCAAUCCUCUGCUUCUUCUCUCGCUGUGGUUCCUCUCGCCUCGGGAAGAGAUGCGAAACGCGAAGGAAUGAGAGGAGACCUCUUGAUCGCGCUGCGAGGAACCGUGCUGCACCCCAUUUCGCUCCUGGCCUUCCACGGCGUCCGCCUGAAACACCAGGCUCUUGUGUCGCUGAAUCUGGUUGAGGCUUGCGCGAUUCUCGGACGCCUUCAAGCUGAGUCAGAACGCGCAGGCGAUCGCGAGACGCGAAGACACCACGUGACCGGAGACCUGGCGAACUCGCCUUCUCUCUUUCUGCUUUUCUGUCUCCUCUCGACAAUCGCACAAGUCCACCUAAGGCAGAUUCAACUUCUCCUUCGGGACCUGAAACUUCUCCGGUUGAAAGUGCAGAACGCCGAGGCUCCGGACCACGAGCUCCACAAGGACGACCCUUCUGUCGCUUCUUCUCCUCUUCCUUCGUCGUCGCUUUCUUCGCCUCGUCUUCUAUCUAGACGUAUUUACUCUUCUCGUCCUUCUUCUCUUUCUGCUGCGUCUGCUUCUCGCCAUCCAUGCCCCUGGGAGUUGCGUCCUCGUGUGCCUGUAGGCCAAGGGAUGCUCUCUGUCGAGCUGUACUAUGAAGCCUUGGCUUCAGGGCCUGGGAAGGCUUCGACCUUUCGCAGGCGAAAGCGGAAGAAGACCGCGAACGCGCCCCCAACCUCGAAAGGCGACCGAACGGACGCGUGGGCAGUUGCGCUCUUGCCGGAAGAUGCUGCAGACAAUUCCGCCGUUUCUUUCCUCGACCCCAAGACCGACGGGUCGGCCUUUUUCUUCGAGUCGCAGGCGCCUCUCAAGGCAGACGACGCAGACACUUCUGACCAGUCCUUCCUGGAAGAGACCCCCUUCAACUUCUCCGCUUCGGCGUUUCCCUUUUUUGACAACUGCGGAGAUCUCGUCGCGCUCUCUCGAGACAGCGCAGCGUACAUGUCGCUGCGUCGAAGUUCCACGUCCUCGUCGCUGUCGCUCCCGGAUUCACGGAGCGAAGAAGGUCGCACUCUGUUUGGACACAACGCGUUUUCUCUCCUGCGAGACCCGCGGUCGCCGCCGCUCGAGGACCCGGCUGUCGAUACACUUGAGCACGCAAGCACAACUUCCUCGGCUUUCCCGGUGCCGGCCAGCGGGCUCUUCAGGCGACCGGAAACGCAGAUCUCCACCCCGCUGCGAGGAGACGGCUUCUCCGCGAAUCACUCGGAGUUGUGGAACGCCGCGCCCAGAGACUUCCCCGUAGAAGACUUCCCCGAAGAAGAGGUCCCCAUCGGCGUCGCCGUCGACCCCCGGGUGGCCUCGCCGAUCCGCGUCGGCGGGGUGUAUGGUCAACGCGAGAGCGAAGGCAGCCGCCAGAGCGAACUGUCUUCUCACCUCUCCUCGCUGUCGCGGCCCAGCUCAGGGAAGGGAACACCCGACCGCCUCGGCGAUUUCCACGCAUGGCGAGGCUGGGCCGACGGAGACAGCGCCGGAGACCCGCAGAGUGGAGACAGGAGGCGCGUGAGUCUCUUCGACAUCCGAGCGUCCAGCGCCUUUCUCCGACACGACGACGGCGAGGACCCCGAAACUCGGAGAGACGACCUCUUGUUGAACGACCCGUUCUUCGACGACAACGAGUUCUUCUUGCCUCACGACGCGAGCAGAGGAGAAGUCGGAGAGCAGGCGGUCUCCACACGGUCCCGAGAGACACGCGCAGAGACAGGAACGGAGACCCGGGCGUCGGGAGACUCCCCAGUGCUUGCCUUGCCUUGGGAGGAGACAGAUGGGGGAGAAAAGAGAGAAGCGCGAGAAGGCGGGGACGGGAGGAAGCGGCUGAAGGGAGAGAAACAGAGUCUGCGCUUCACUUGGGAUGGCAACGAGGAGAGACUGGCGCGCAUUGCCUGGGGAAGCCGCGGCACCGGAGAGGCGGACUUGAAGACGCUGGGCGAGAAGCUUCUGAAUGCGGCUGCGGGGCAGGCGAAACGCAUCCUCGAAGAAGCAGAAGAGAGAGAAAGAGUUCUUCUUCUCCACGCAAGGAACGAGGCUCUACACAGCCGUCAGUGGAGCGCGCCGUGCUGUUCUCCGCAUUUGGAAGAAGAAUUAAAGAAGAGAAGGAGUGAGACAGAAAGGGCCGAGCAACUCGCGACGACACACGCAGGCGACGCAAGCGCGACAAAGACAAGGAAAAAGGGCAAGGACGCUGGAGAAAAUGACUGUGUCCUGGACCCUCGCGACGGUGGCUUGCAUGGAGGGGACCAGCUUCUUCAGCGACAUCUUUUCAAUUCGAUGUGGAGCCGAGCGCGAAUGUCGCGUGAGGACGUUGCAUGCAUGCAAGCGAGGCGUGAGACUCCGACCCUCUCCUGGGAGGUUGCCAAGUGGCAGACGCGGGCGCAGCGCGCCGGGGCGGCUGCGGCAAACUCGUGGACGUCUGCAGAUACCCUCAGCAGUGCAGGCUGCGUCGGGGAAGAGCGCAGGAGUGGGGAGAGCCAACGCAGCUUCUUGGAUCUGAGGACGCGCGUUUCUCCGCGGGCCUCCCGCGUCCUAGCUUCUCUCGCAGAUGCGGAGAGAAGAAGGGAGACUGGGAGGGACGCAGAGGACAGAGACGAGAGAGACGGACGAGCAGCGAAAGAGGACGAAGACGGGGAGUCGCGGGGGAGACGGGAUGGAGCCAGCACAAAACUUGGUGCGACAGGUCACCCAGAGCUGAGGGAAGAAGAUUCGUUUUCAGACGCCUUCCUCGGAAAUGAAUUCUUCGAGGCAAGCCCAGACGGUGCGGCUCACAUGUCCCUCUCGGAUGUGAGCCGCGCAGACGACCGCCUCGCUUCUUCCACUCAAGGCGAGAGAGAAGAGACGGUUCUUGCGCUGCAGCCCACGGAGGAAGAAAACGAAAUCGGUCCUUCUGCCUGGCAUCUCCUCGCCGUAGUGAAUCACCUCGCCGACGCUGCCGCUUCGUCUCGCCUUCGCUCCUCUGCAAGCCGUUCUCGUCUUCUCGGCUUGGGGAGCGAAAAAGAAUGUCAUGUUUCGUCGGAGGAAGGUAGCCCACCUGUUCCUCUUCAAUCGGUGAUUGCGGGACACAGCCGGAUGACUGCUGCCAGGGCGUUCCGCGACGCGUUGCUGCUGCAUGCAAAGGGAUUCAUCGACUUAGAGCAAAACUCGGAGUUCCAGACCCUUCCCGGAGACGCGGAGGGCCGGCAUGUCUUCGCUCCGGUGUACAUCCAGCUCAAACCGCAGCGAGGGGAGAAGACGGCGCGUUCCCCGUCCCUCGGGCCCUCCAGUCCAGGUCGUGGCGUGCCGCCUUCGUCUGUUGAUUUCGCGCCCGAUCUAGGGGAGAAGUCUUCGAGGGCCGGCUUUUUCGCUUCUUCCUCGACUGCGGCAAACAUUCGAGUGAAAGCAGAGAAUGUGAGAAAGGACGUUCACGCAGUGAAAGAAGAGUGGGAACCGCGAGAGGCGAGUGCGAGUCGCGGAGGGCGCUUAUCGCGAUUUCGCGAGGCCGGUGAAGAUGCCAACCCACACAGACAAUCUUCCGCUGUGCGUGGAGAAGAGCAAGAUGUACGUGAAGAUGCAGGUGAGGCUUCCUGGCCUCUGCCAGAGUUCAGACGAAAAAACGCUUCGGAGAGAAAAGAGAGAAGAGAGAGAGAGCGAGACUCUCGAGGUUCCUCAAAGCAUGUCGCAAACCCGUUGUCGGGGAAACCCGGUGUUCGGCUGGAGGACUCUGGCGCCUCACGCGCCCGCGUCAAGGCUCCGAGGGAGCUGAGUGUGAAGCGAGAAGAAGAGAAGAAGCAGCUGACGAAGCAGGAGCGCGUGCGACAGUCUCAGUUGGCGGGACCGGACGGAGACAUCGUGGUUGAGAUCGAGGAUGAAGACCUGGAAACCUGCAUCUCUGCGAGUCUGGAAAGAAGGCGGCGUCAGGUGAGGCGUACCCAUUCUCGUUCUCCCUCGGUUGCUUCGACUCCGAGAGGCGACGCUAGCAAGCGACACCCGCUUCGUCCUUUCUCUUUCUCGUCUUCGUUUCUGUCCUCUCCCUCUCCAUGCAAAUCACAUGUUUCGACGGCACACGGGCAAGACAGAAGCCCCAGCGGAGACAGCUUGAGAGGCGAGGCUGAGAGCGAGCCGGCGGCGGAAACAACCGAGUUUGAACCGCUGCAGCAGCGAGGAGGCGAACGAGAGAAAGACAAAGAGGACGAAAACUUUGUCACAGACGAACAGGUGGAAGCGGCAGUGGAAGCCAUGGUGGCUCAGCUGCUUCACGGACUCAACGAGCAAGACAGGAUCCACUCUGGACAUCUUGUGGAUUGGUACAUCGAGGAGCAUGUGAGGCCAAGGCCAGAAGAAGAGGCAGCGCGAAGCGACUCAGAAAACACUGACAACGAGAGACAAUCAAGAGUUCCGCGCUCCGCCGCUGCUGUGUGGCGACGGAGGCUCCACGGUGCUCUAGAGACCCUUUUCGCAGAAGAAGUGAUUUGCGGAGAAGAGAUUCGGCAGACUGUCGACGAGGUUCCAGAACAGGGAGACACGAAUCUUCCGUAUCGUCUGUACUGGCUCACUGGGGUUGCGGCAAUCGAGGCACUGUCUCAAGAAGAGGAGGGGUAGAGCUGUUUACACCUGUGUGUUUUGUUCAGGAGAGAAGAACCAGCUUGACACGGUACGUAGAUUCCUCUUUUUAAGAUCAUUCUUCCCCGAGAGAAACCACCUAAAAACCCGAGGGUGCUGUUUGGCUGUCCAGACGGGUACACGGCGGCCCCCGUAACUCCGAGGGUUCGAAAGUCAGCACACGCGUGUAGAAAAGUUUAACUGCGCUGGAGAGACAAACAAGAGCAGAAAGAGAAGAACACCCUCCGUGAAACAGCGUACACCAGACGUUAAGAAACAGCGAAGAAACAAAAGCACUACGGAGGCAGUUUCAACGAACAGCUCGUGUGGCGCCCAUUCGAAAGUGACACGGCCAAGCAAUCGGCUUCGCCCACUUCUCAGCGGUUUCCGUGAUGGGUCUGGAAUUACACCAGUGGCGUUGCUCUAUUAUUAGGCUCAAUGUUGACGUCAGAAAAAGGCUUUGAUAUUGCCGCCUCAUUCCGAUAUUAGCUCCCUGUUUCUAUCGGCACUAAUAAUACUAUGGCAUGCUAUACCCCCGGAAGCUACUAUCUUACACCAUACCGACGGAUUGAUUCCAUGCGUAUACUACACCAGCACUGUUAAUGACCAAUGCUUCCAAGAAAACAAAUCCAACAAUUUCCGCUGUUCUGAGCAGUCCAGUGGGGUGGCGUUGAGUGUAAUGUGGGAUUCUCGUUGGCAUAACGCUAUGCCAGUAGAUGCGACGAACGUUCCUUAAGAACUGAAACAGCAGAUUAUGAUUAUGUCGUGGAACAAAAAAAGAGUCAAUUGUACGUCAACACUCGAUAACGUUUUUGCCCCAUAUCGGUGACCCAGUCCUCAAUUCGCCUGCUCCCGGCUACCUAGUCGAGUACUCAGACAAAGGCUCUGUCGUCCUAUCACGCUUCGUCAGUCUGCUGAACUACAAACUCCUACAUGUCUGCUCUUCGUAUCCUGUCCUAAAUAGAAUGAAUAUGACAAACCAGUGCACAACAGCACAUCUAAUUAAGCAUGUUAAAGAGGAAAACAACAUGAAGUGGCUGCCGUUCGUGCUCCGCGUAACUGGACUGAGCAGGCUCUGUCAAGUUGGUUCUUGCCGUUGCACAUGUGAUCAAACAAGGAUCAGAUCCGAAGCGCAGCACACUCACUUAUUGUGUCGAAAUCGAGAGAGGUGGCAACGUAGGGAUCCUGUCACGAUCACAGACACAGUCAUCGUCUUGCGCAGGUCGAAGUAUAGGCCAUUCAGCUUCUGUUCCCCUCACGCCUUUGGCAACGAAACGAUAGAUCCACCUUGACACACACUUUCAAAGUGCAGAAUACAAAGCCACCUGUAGGCGUGGGGAAGACGUUUGCGACAGUUCGUGUACGAAAAGUGUGAUAACGAUGAGUGCCCAAUGACGC
Toxoplasma gondii ME49 is the source of this 11114-nucleotide messenger RNA. RefSeq lists its product as hypothetical. The transcript is spliced from 5 exons. The coding region runs from base 4665 to 9716 and encodes 1683 amino acids. The record is from RefSeq and is a predicted model, not a curated record. NCBI's taxonomy places the organism in Eukaryota, Apicomplexa, Conoidasida, Eucoccidiorida, Sarcocystidae.